AUGGAGAUCGUAAUUAAGGAGUCCCUUAUUUUACUUGGAAUAAAAGGAUAGAUGUAAAAAAGUGAUUUAGUCGAGAAGCUGGAGAAGAAUGAUUGUCUUCCAGGGUUCGAACCUGAGGUAUUAUUUGAAAAGUUGUAAAGUGUAUAAGGAAUUUAAAUUGCUAAUGAUAAAAUAUCGUAUAAGAAGCUAUCUAACAGAUUGCAUUUAUAUAUUGAAGAUAAAAGUGAGGAUAAAAAGUAUUUAAAAGUAAUGGAUGACAUUUAUUAAAUAAUCUUGAAGGAUAAGGAGGGAUUGAGUUAUCAAUAGAUUCAAUAAAAAUUACCAAAAUCAGGGAAGUUAUUGGAGUUAAAUCAAAUAUCUCAUUAUUGUAGAAAGUUGUAUGAUUUGAAUUUAGUGCAUAUCUCAUGCAAGAGCCAUUGUAAAUAGGUAAAGGCGAGAAAAUUUUGUGAAUUUCUGAAAUGGAAAGGAUUUGAAAAUGAAGAGGAGGAAAAGAAUUUCGAAUAAUAGCAAAAUCAUUAUAAGGAAUUCAAUUUCUAUUAAAACCUUUGGCUUAACUUAUAAGAACCAUUACUUGAAUCGGAAGUGAGAUAAAGAAUGAAUAAAUGUGAAGAAAGCAAAUCCUUUUCGAGGUUGAUUGACAAUUUAUUUAAAGUGGAACAAGAUCUCAAUUAAGUAGCAGAGAGAAGAGGCAAAAUAUUUAUGUAUAGAUACAAAGCAAAAGAGCCAAUAAAGAAAUGGCCAUACGUUUCAACAAAUUAAAAGGUGUCCAUUAGAGGUACUUUGGUUGUAAACUUUGAUACUUCAGUCUUAUCAGAUUUACAAAGAUUGCUUAAUCAGAAAGAGUAUGUAGUGGAGUAGGAUAACUAUAAGAUUGGAGAAUGUUUAAAUAAUGUGAAUAAUAGCUAAUUGGACAUUAAUAAUGAUAAGAAGUAGAAAGGAUAGAGGAAAAUAUAAGUGUCUUAAUAGAAAAUAAACAGAUUUGCUUGUAUUUGCAAUUAUUUACACAGUAAAAAAAUAGCGACUGUCAAAGAAUUGAAGGAUUAAAUAAUUGAUAGUGAGAGGGAUGAAAACAAUGGUAUAAUUGAUACUAGAACAAUACAUUCAUUAUUAAAGACUUUAAAAACAAUAGAUUUUUUGAAUAUUCAUAUCAUAAAGACAGUCAUAGUCUAGAGAGAAUGUGAGCGAUGGCUUAUAUCUCAUUGGAGUGUUAAUGAAUCGGAUGUGAUUGUGCAGUAGGGAUUACUCAAGUUGGGGGAACCGUAGAAUGAUAAGCCAUUUAAAUCAAUUUAACAAAAAUAAAAUGAUUACGUUGAAAGCCAAAGUCAAAUUAAAAAAAAAAUUAAAACAAAAGGGAAUUAAUAGUAAUAAUAGCCAGUUCCUAUUGAGGGAGAAGACCAAUUAGAAGGCGAUGAUAGUGAUAUUUAUUAAAGUGAAGAAAAUAAAGGUGAAUAUGAAAAGAUCAAUGCUUAGGAAUAUAAAAUUAAAUAAGCAGUAGGAUUACUCCUUUCAGCUAUUCACAAGAUAAAUAAGAAGGUAAUGAAAAAAGUGAUCAAGAAAUUGAAACCUAAUUAUGAUGUUAGGAUUGCUAAUGAAAUCUUUUAGAGAGUCAAUCUGUAAGAAAGUUCUAUUGGAGCAUUGCUAGGUUUAGAAUAAAAAGUCUAUAAUUAACAGUAAUGUUCUAAGUCAUUUUCACAAUUGGAUGAAUGGGAAAUAGAUACAAGGUAAUUAAACCCAUUAACAUAUAUCUAAUACACAAAUUUAAGUGAUUAAUUAACUCCAAUAGAAUAUAAACAUAAUAAAUAAUUCAAAAAAAAUAAUGCAAAUUAUGAAUCCUAAAAGAAUGCUGCAGAAAAAUUAAAGAACUACUUAUUAAGAUAUCCAAAUCAAAGUUUAGGUAAGCUAAUGCAUAUUUUUCCCAAUAUCAAUAUUUAUGCCUUGCUUAAAAAAAUGCUAUUGGAUAAUACUAUUGAAAUUAAAAUCCUAACUAAUAAGAAUCAGGAUCUAGAUUAGGCUUUGAAUUAAUAUACGAUAGAUUAGAUAAAAUAUAGGAUAACAGAAAAUUAUUUAGGGUAUUUUUGA
This is a messenger RNA of Paramecium tetraurelia, 2079 nucleotides long. RefSeq lists its product as uncharacterized. Lineage: Eukaryota; Ciliophora; Oligohymenophorea; Peniculida; Parameciidae. The transcript has 2 exons. The record is from RefSeq and is a predicted model, not a curated record.